Molecule: messenger RNA, 1317 nt
Organism: Chrysochloris asiatica (Cape golden mole)
Lineage: Eukaryota; Metazoa; Chordata; Mammalia; Afrosoricida; Chrysochloridae
Product: taste receptor type 2 member 60-like
Exons: 4
Coding region: 1-1317 (438 amino acids)
Biological process (GO): sensory perception of taste; G protein-coupled receptor signaling pathway; detection of chemical stimulus involved in sensory perception of bitter taste
Cellular component (GO): membrane
Molecular function (GO): G protein-coupled receptor activity; bitter taste receptor activity
Source: RefSeq, a predicted model, not a curated record
AUGGACAGGAGGACCACUAUCCUGGCUGGCUUUUUGUUCCUUUUGUGCCUGGUGGCGGUGGCAGGCAAUGGUGCCAUCACCGCAGCCCUGGGCAUUGAGUGGCUGGUGCGGAAGAAGCUAUCACCCCACGAUACAUUGCUGGUCAGCUUGGGGGACUCACGCUUCUGCCUGCAGUGGGUAGUGAUCUGGAAGAAUGUUUAUCUCUUUUUGUACCCUGAGGCAUACCCCUACAACCCCAUGAUGCAGUUCAUCUCCUUCCAGUGGGACUUCUUGAAUGCCGUCACCCUGUGGUUCUCCACUUGGCUCAGUGUCUUCUACUGCGUGAAGAUUGCCACCUUCACACACCCAGCGUUCCUCUGGCUCAAGCAGAAGGUGUCCAGGUGGGUGCCGUGGAUGCUUCUCAGCUCCCUGGGGCUCUCUAGCCUGUGUACCAUCCUCUUCUUUAUUGGCAACCAGCACUUGUAUCAGAACUACUUAUGGAGAGACCUGCACACACAGAACGUCACUGGGAAUGGUCUGAGGCGGUUCUAUGAGAAGUUUUUCUUCUUCCCACUGAAAGUGGUUAUCUGGACUGUGCCCACGGCUCUCUUUGUCCUUGGCAUGGUUCUACUCAUCACGUCGCUUGGUAGGCAUGCCAAGAAGGCCCUUCUGCUUGUCUCAGGGUUCCGGGAUACCAGUGCCCAGGCCCAUAUCAAGGCUCUCCUGGCCCUCGUCUCCUUUGCCAUCCUCUUCAUCUCCAAUUUCCUGUCACUGAUACUCAACUCUGCAGGUGUCUUUCCAACUCAGGAACUCCAGUACUGGAUGUGGCAGGUGGUGAUCUAUCUGUGCAUGGCGGUGCACCCCAUCAUUCAGUUCUUGAGUAACCCUAAGCUCAGAGCCGCGCUGCAGACACGGUGCUGCCCCAUGUCUUGGGGCCUCUUCCAGGAUGAUCUCAUCCAGUUUAACGGCUUUGAACACCACGUCACUGUAGAUGACUCUGCCGGGGAGGCUGCCGGCCUGAGUGCCCUAGUUGUGUCUGCGGUGGUCACCCUCUUGUUCUUCUGGGGGAACCACAUGGUGUACCAGAGGUUCUUGAUUGGGCACUUCGAGGGGAACAAGACCUACCAGGAGUGGAACCAUAGGCUGGAGAUGUAUUAUUUCCUGCCCCUGAAGCUGGCCACGCUGUUCCUGGCCUCUAGGACUCAGCUCAUCAACUUCCCUCCUGAGCACAGGAUGCGGAGCGCACUCCACUCCCUCAUCUCCAUCCUGGUCCUGUAUGCACUGCCCUUCAUGUCUCUCAUCAUUGAUGCGGCGGACUUCUCCUCUGAGAGCGACUAG